Messenger RNA from Budorcas taxicolor (takin), 2076 nucleotides. It is a transcript of the gene RDX, whose product is annotated as radixin. The record is from RefSeq and is a predicted model, not a curated record. Lineage: Eukaryota; Metazoa; Chordata; Mammalia; Artiodactyla; Bovidae. Gene Ontology annotation, biological process: positive regulation of early endosome to late endosome transport; positive regulation of protein localization to early endosome; regulation of organelle assembly. Gene Ontology annotation, cellular component: filopodium; plasma membrane; apical part of cell. Gene Ontology annotation, molecular function: actin binding; cell adhesion molecule binding. The coding region runs from base 219 to 2027 and encodes 602 amino acids. The transcript has 16 exons.
GGUGGCGGCGGUACCUCUACUCUCCGGCGUCCCGGCGCUCGCUCCACCGCCGCCUCUCUCUCUCUCUCUCUCUCCCCUUGCCGCAGCCGCGACGCCCGCCGCCGCCGCGCAGCGCCCGGCCACUCUCGCGGCGGGAAGCAGCCGCCCGCUCCUGAGACAUACAAGAGAAUUCAUAAAAGUGAAGAAUUUUAGAAGAGGGUGACAAAAAGAGAAGAAAAAUGCCGAAACCAAUCAAUGUAAGAGUAACAACGAUGGAUGCUGAGCUGGAAUUUGCCAUUCAGCCCAACACAACUGGCAAACAGCUUUUUGACCAGGUGGUGAAAACAGUUGGUUUGCGUGAGGUCUGGUUUUUUGGGCUGCAGUACGUGGACAGCAAGGGCUAUUCUACAUGGCUUAAACUAAAUAAGAAGGUGACACAGCAAGAUGUUAAAAAAGAGAAUCCUUUGCAAUUCAAAUUUAGAGCUAAAUUCUUUCCUGAAGAUGUUUCUGAGGAAUUAAUUCAAGAAAUAACCCAGAGACUUUUCUUCUUGCAAGUUAAAGAAGCUAUAUUAAAUGAUGAGAUAUAUUGUCCACCAGAAACUGCAGUUCUUUUGGCUUCCUAUGCUGUCCAGGCCAAGUACGGAGACUAUAAUAAAGAGAUUCAUAAACCAGGCUACCUGGCUAAUGAUAGACUCCUCCCCCAGCGUGUUUUGGAGCAACACAAACUGACAAAAGAACAGUGGGAAGAGAGAAUACAGAAUUGGCAUGAAGAACAUAGAGGAAUGCUAAGGGAGGAUUCUAUGAUGGAGUACUUGAAGAUUGCACAGGAUCUAGAAAUGUAUGGAGUCAACUAUUUUGAAAUAAAAAAUAAGAAAGGAACAGAAUUGUGGCUAGGUGUUGAUGCUUUGGGUCUGAAUAUUUAUGAACAUGAUGACAAGUUAACACCUAAAAUUGGUUUUCCUUGGAGUGAAAUCAGAAAUAUUUCAUUUAAUGACAAAAAAUUUGUUAUAAAGCCGAUUGACAAAAAGGCACCUGAUUUUGUUUUUUAUGCACCUCGUUUGAGAAUCAAUAAGCGGAUUUUGGCCUUAUGCAUGGGAAACCAUGAACUGUACAUGCGAAGAAGGAAGCCUGACACUAUUGAAGUACAGCAGAUGAAGGCCCAGGCUAGAGAGGAGAAACAUCAGAAGCAGUUGGAAAGGGCUCAAUUAGAGAAUGAAAAGAAGAAAAGAGAAAUAGCAGAAAAGGAAAAGGAAAGAAUAGAACGUGAAAAGGAAGAGCUGAUGGAACGUCUGAGGCAAAUUGAAGAACAGACAAUGAAAGCCCAGAAAGAACUGGAAGAACAGACUCGAAAAGCUCUAGAAUUGGACCAGGAACGAAAACGAGCCAAAGAAGAGGCAGAAAGGCUUGAAAAGGAGCGUCGAGCUGCUGAAGAGGCCAAGUCUGCUCUAGCGAAACAGGCUGCCGACCAGAUGAAGAAUCAGGAGCAGCUGGCAGCAGAACUUGCCGAAUUCACUGCCAAGAUUGCACUUCUAGAGGAAGCCAAGAAGAAAAAGGAAGAGGAGGCUACUGAGUGGCAACACAAAGCUUUUGCAGCCCAGGAAGACUUGGAAAAGACCAAAGAAGAGUUAAAGACUGUGAUGUCUGCCCCGCCUCCGCCACCACCAGUCAUUCCUCCGACAGAAAAUGAACACGAUGAGCACGAUGAGAAUAAUGCUGAGGCUAGCGCUGAAUUAUCAAAUGAUGGGGUAAUGAACCAUAGAAGUGAGGAGGAACGUGUGACAGAAACACAGAAAAAUGAACGUGUUAAAAAGCAACUUCAGGCAUUAAGUUCAGAAUUAGCCCAAGCCAGAGAUGAAACCAAGAAAACACAAAAUGAUGUUCUUCAUGCUGAGAAUGUUAAAGCAGGCCGUGAUAAGUACAAGACUCUGCGACAGAUUCGGCAAGGCAAUACAAAGCAACGUAUUGAUGAGUUUGAAGCAAUGUGGGGACCCAAACUGUAUGCAUUGUUCCAGAUGCGUUCUUGCCAAAGCAGUAUAAAACAAAUGUAACAGUUAGGAAGAAGGCUCUCUGCCUCACUGGGUCCCUGGGAUUUGACAC